Messenger RNA from Serendipita indica DSM 11827, 555 nucleotides. The record is from the annotation of a GenBank genome assembly. Lineage: Eukaryota; Fungi; Basidiomycota; Agaricomycetes; Sebacinales; Serendipitaceae.
AUGACUGGAUCUGUCGCUCGCAUCUGGAAAUUUACCCCCACCGGAUGUACGGUCACCUCAACAAUCAGAUAUCUCGAACGGCCUGACGAUCUCCUUCGAUUCGUGCAUGCGCUGGCAUUAAAUGGACGUCGUGGCCUGGGACUCUGCGUUGGGUCUGAUCGACUGUUCAGAGAUGUCGGCUUCACGGGCACUGACUCGGUGGCCAAUGAUUACGAAGUAGAUCUGACGAAGAAGCUUGAGAAGAUAGCGAGGAUCUAUGUCCAAUAUUCUAACAACAAACAAUGGGCUGAGAGGCAACGACUUACCAGCGUAUGGGUCCUCAACGUCACCUCGAACAGCCGUUUCAGAACGGAAGGGGUUGAUAAUCCUCCUCCUGGUCCGCAAGGAGACGAUUUACUGGUCCUGCAACAUCCCAUCACCCGUCGGGUUUCCAUGUUCUCGCGUGCGACUCGAUGCUACUUGGCAAUUGCCAAGAAAGACCUCGACGACCAAAAACUGGAAGAAUUGACAGAGGAGGUCAUUCUAGACAAGAUCCGUCUGCUCAAGACGUCCUGA